AUGAGCGAAGCAAAUAGUGACAAUUGUUCGUCUCAAUAUAGUCCAAAUAAUUAUUCAACUUCGCCACAAUAUAAAAUGUCUGAUGAAAGUAUAUAUAUUCAUGAAUAUUUUGAUAAAAAGUCUGCCGAUUGGAAUAUUAUGGGGUUUUUGGAUGAAUGCACAGAGAAGUCAUAUCAGUUGAAGAUAAAUUUAUAUCUAAAAAGCUUAGAAAAUAUUAUAAAUAAUGAGCAAGGGAGUAGGGAAAAAAAGGCACAGCUUCUUUAUAACAAAUAUAAGAAGAAUUGGGAAGCAGAACAUAAACUGAAAAAAUUAGGUAGUGAAUCAUUGAUUAAUAUUAAUAAUUUGAUAUUUUUAGAAAGUGAUCAAAAAAUUAGAACAAUCAGUAAUAGAUCUUUUAAUAUUGGUAAUUUAAAGAGAACUCUGAAAAGAAUUUUAGAAAUGGAAACUACAACUUCUCUGAUGAAAAAGACAAAGAUGACGAAUAAGAAAAAAAGUGAUGAUGGUAAUUCAUCAUUAGUGAAAGAUGAAAAUGAUAACAGUGAUAAAGAUGAUAAUGAAGAUAUUCCUGAUAAAAUUGCUAAACAUAUUCUUGAAGAAUAUACACUUUAG
This is a messenger RNA of Rhizophagus irregularis DAOM 181602=DAOM 197198, 609 nucleotides long. The record is from RefSeq and is a predicted model, not a curated record. NCBI's taxonomy places the organism in Eukaryota, Fungi, Glomeromycota, Glomeromycetes, Glomerales, Glomeraceae.